This is a messenger RNA of Protopolystoma xenopodis, 343 nucleotides long. NCBI's taxonomy places the organism in Eukaryota, Metazoa, Platyhelminthes, Monogenea, Polystomatidea, Polystomatidae. The record is from the annotation of a GenBank genome assembly.
UCUCCAAAUCAUGGGGCCACUUUUGGCCUCGUUCAGCUAACUGCCCCUUCACCAAUCAUAUCUCAAGAUGUAUCUAAAACUUUCUCUACAAUUUUUCCGAAUGCCGACUAUAUCGGAAGUGGCAAAGAUCCCUCGUCAGUAUUGUCAAAGGACAUCGCUAGUGCUGUUCCUCGACGCCGACAUUCACGUACUGAAAUGUCUAGCACUGGGAAUAUGCUAUGUGGGCUUAAAGUUUCUUCCGUUUCUCACGAUCCAGAAUGGAAGGACCCCGCUGUGCAGGUCUAUGUCAAGCUGGUCACACUCGCCAAUUAUCCAUUGUAAUAGUAAAUCUGCACUUUUCUAG